UUCCUCAACCGAUUCAUUUCACUACUAACGUUUCUCUCACCUGUGUUGCGAAUUAAGAACAGAAGGAAAAGAAAAAAACGAAGAGAAAAAUGAGUUACUUGAACCGUGUUUGGAUGGCGGCCACCGUGGCUGUGGCGCAGGGUCACACCGAUCCUGGCUACAAGUGCAAGACGGCGCUCAACUCCAUCCACCACAACCGUAGCCGCCUCUUCUCCGGCGGAGCUCUGUCGGAUCUUCGCCCCUUGUCCGGCGUCGUGGGAUCUGACGGCGCCGGCGCUGUGACGGGGAGCCCUGACGUGGAGAAAAGGGUGACUCAAGCGGACGAGUCUCUGCGAAAAGUGAUGUACUUGAGUUGCUGGGGCCAGGGCUGAACCGUGCGUGGCGUUGACAACGGUGGAGAUUAAAGUGGUGCCUGGAAAUGGUGGCCCGGCCCUUGUUUUUGGGUCGGGUUCGGUUCUGAGUUGACCUGACCGGGUCAGAGGGGAUGACUCCGGUUGGAGAGAAGAACUUGGAAUGAUGCGAUCUUGUAAAUGACGUAGCUAUGUAUGUGUACAGAAGAUAACUGGUUUUUCCCACUCUCAGAGUGGAUGGUGAUGAUGAGAUCUGAACUUAUUAAUAAGAAUACCUAAAAUUAUUCAAA
Molecule: messenger RNA, 640 nt
Organism: Vigna unguiculata (cowpea)
Lineage: Eukaryota; Viridiplantae; Streptophyta; Magnoliopsida; Fabales; Fabaceae
Product: Wound-responsive family protein
Source: RefSeq, a predicted model, not a curated record